Marmota monax (woodchuck) is the source of this 1077-nucleotide messenger RNA. It is a transcript of the gene Noto, whose product is annotated as notochord homeobox. Gene Ontology annotation, molecular function: DNA binding. The record is from RefSeq and is a predicted model, not a curated record. Lineage: Eukaryota; Metazoa; Chordata; Mammalia; Rodentia; Sciuridae. The transcript is spliced from 3 exons. Gene Ontology annotation, biological process: neuron differentiation; central nervous system development. Bases 1 to 678 code for a protein of 225 amino acids.
AUGGCGGGCCCAGGCACGCCCCAGUCCACCGGUCGCCUAGAGUCCUCUUUCUCUGUAGAAGCCAUCCUGGCUAAGCCCGACUCCCGCGCGCCGGUGACCUCCCCUCCGCCAGUCUCUUCCUGUGCGGCCCUGGGCCUCUGGACCGCUCCCUCUCAGUCUCCUGCCCCAGUUCUGCCCUGGGCGUGCCCAGCAACUUGGCUGCCCGCCUACCUGAGAGUGGGUGUCUACCCGCUGUGCCCACAGCCGGCUGUGCCUAGGCUGCGCAUGGCUCACUUCUGCGGCUUCCAGGGCCUCGGCGUCACAGGCUUGGAACUGGCUCACUGCCCAGGCCUCUGGGGCUCCCCGCACUGGACCCCUAGCGAGGACCUUCAGGACACUGAGAGACAUCAAAAGAGGGUUCGAACUAUGUUUAACUUGGAGCAGCUGGAAGAGUUGGAGAAAGUGUUUGCAAAACAGCACAAUCUGGUGGGGAAGAAGAGAGCCCAGCUGGCAGCCCGGCUCCACCUUACAGAGAAUCAGGUGAGGAUCUGGUUCCAGAACCGCAGGGUCAAGUAUCAGAAGCAGCAAAAGCUGAAACUGCCAGCCAUGUCUGCUAUGGCCACCUCCCUGGACGAGCCCUCCAGCAGUUCUGACAGCAGCAUCCAGAGUGAAGAUGUGGAGUCAGGAGUGGACAGCUGAGGACAGACACCCUACCUGUGCUAUUUGGUCUAGUUCUAGGGGAAAUCAAUGGACCUUCCUGCCCACAUCUCAAUGAAGAGCCUCCUCAGGGCCAGGGAGCAACAGAGGAAUUUGAACUGUCAUGCAGGAGUCCCCUUUUCUAUAACAACCCCUGAGAGCCAUAAUAAUGUAGUGGUCAGAGGCACACACUUUGGCCAUAAGCUAUAAACUUGGCCAAUUACUAAACUCCUGAGCCUUUAUUCUUGAUCUGUAUAAGUGAUUAUAAAGGGGUGAGGUGAUGUCUGUAAAGCACUUACAAUGUGCCAGGACCAGUGGAAAGUGUGUGGUAAUUGUUAAGGCUUAUAGGCUCUCCCAGUGGGGAUAGGGUGUAAGUGGCAGGGGAGGGGGAGAGUGAUAGCU